Molecule: messenger RNA, 6604 nt
Organism: Peromyscus leucopus (white-footed mouse)
Lineage: Eukaryota; Metazoa; Chordata; Mammalia; Rodentia; Cricetidae
Gene: Ubr3
Product: ubiquitin protein ligase E3 component n-recognin 3
Exons: 40
Coding region: 19-5736 (1905 amino acids)
Biological process (GO): ubiquitin-dependent protein catabolic process via the N-end rule pathway; protein ubiquitination
Cellular component (GO): cytoplasm; ubiquitin ligase complex
Molecular function (GO): zinc ion binding; ubiquitin protein ligase activity
Source: RefSeq, a predicted model, not a curated record
AAAUUCUGAGCUCUCAUCAUGGCGGCGGCGGCGGCGGCGGCGGCUGCGGCGGCCGUCGGGGGCUCGCAGCCGCCCCAGCCGGAGGAGCCCGAGCAGGGGCCGGCCCUAGACAAGGCGGCCACCGCGGCGCAUCUGAAGGCCGCUCUCAGCCGGCCGGACAACCGUGCGGGCGCCGAGGAGCUGCAGGCGCUGCUGGAGCGGGUGCUGAACGCGGAGCGGCCGCUGGCGGGGGCUGCGGGCGGCGGGGAGGCGGCCGGCGGCGGCGGCCCAGGCGCGGCCGAGGAGGAUGCCCUGGAGUGGUGUAAGUGCCUUCUGGCCGGCGGCGGCGGCUACGAGGAGUUCUGCGCGGCCGUGCGGGCCUACGACCCCGCGGCGCUCUGCGGCCUGGUCUGGACGGCCAACUUCGUGGCCUACCGCUGCCGGACGUGCGGCAUCUCCCCCUGCAUGUCGCUGUGCGCGGAGUGCUUUCACCAGGGCGACCACACCGGACACGACUUCAACAUGUUCCGCAGCCAGGCCGGGGGCGCCUGCGACUGCGGGGACAGCAACGUGAUGCGGGAGAGUGGGUUUUGCAGAAGACAUCAGAUUAAAUCAAGUUCAAAUAUUCCCUGUGUCCCCAAAGACUUACUGAUGAUGUCUGAAUUUGUUCUUCCAAGAUUUAUUUUUUGUCUUAUUCAGUACUUAAGAGAAGGCUAUAAUGAACCAGCAGCUGAUAUACCAUCAGAAAAAGAUCUUAACAAAGUCCUACAGCUUUUGGAGCCUCAAAUUUCCUUUUUAGAAGACCUGACUAAAAUGGGAGGAGCAAUGAGGUCUGUUCUUACUCAGGUGUUAACAAACCAACAAAACUACAAAGAUCUGACUUCUGGUCUUGGAGAAAAUGCUUGUGCAAAGAAAAGUCAUGAGAAGUACCUUAUAGCUUUGAAGAGCUCUGGACUCACAUAUCCUGAGGAUAAGCUCGUAUAUGGGAUGCAGGAGCCAGCUGCUGGUACUAGCACUCUGGUAGUUCAAGGUUUUGCAGGCGCUCCAGGAGCACUGGGCCAGGCAGAGUCCUCAGAUGAGGAGGACCAGGACGGGAGUCAAGGCUUGGGCAAGAGAAAGAGGGUAAAGCUAAGCAGUGGCACCAAAGAUCAAUCCAUAAUGGAUGUUUUGAAACAUAAAAGUUUUUUAGAAGAACUAUUGUUUUGGACAAUAAAGUAUGAGUUUCCCCAGAAGAUGGUAACUUUCUUACUCAACAUGCUUCCAGAUCAAGAGUAUAAGGUUGCUUUUACAAAAACUUUUGUUCAGCAUUAUGCUUUUAUUAUGAAAACACUGAAGAAGAGUCACGAGUCAGACACAAUGUCUAACAGGAUUGUGCACAUUAGUGUCCAGUUGUUCAGCAAUGAGGAGCUCGCUAGACAGGUGACAGAAGAGUGCCAGCUCCUGGACAUUAUGGUCACUGUGCUCUUAUACAUGAUGGAGAGUUGCCUUAUUAAAAGUGAGCUGCAAGAUGAAGAAAAUAGUUUACAUGUUGUGGUGAACUGUGGAGAAGCCUUACUGAAGAAUAACACUUACUGGCCUCUUGUUAGUGAUUUUAUUAAUAUUCUUUCUCAUCAAAGUGUGGCGAAGAGAUUUUUGGAGGAUCAUGGCUUGUUAGUUACAUGGAUGAAUUUUGUUUCUUUCUUUCAAGGCAUGAACUUGAACAAGCGAGAACUCAACGAGCACGUGGAGUUUGAGUCUCAGACCUACUAUGCUGCUUUCGCUGCCGAGCUUGAGGCCUGUGCACAGCCGAUGUGGGGACUCUUAUCACACUGUAAAGUUAGGGAAACUCAAGAGUAUACCCGAAAUGUUGUAAGGUACUGCCUUGAAGCUCUUCAAGAUUGGUUUGAUGCUAUUAACUUUGUAGAUGAGCCAGCUCCUAACCAAGUCACCUUUCACCUGCCACUACACCGUUAUUAUGCUAUGUUUCUAAGUAAGGCUGUGAAAUGUCAAGAAUUAGACUUGGAUUCUCUUUUACCGGAUCAGGAGAUGUUAAUGAAACUAAUGGUUCACCCACUCCAAAUUCAAGCUAGUCUUGCUGAAAUCCACAGCAACAUGUGGGUAAGAAAUGGUCUGCAAAUCAAAGGACAAGCCAUGACCUAUGUCCAGUCUCAUUUCUGCAACUCCAUGAUUGAUCCCGAUAUUUACUUAUUACAGGUCUGUGCUUCUCGACUUGACCCAGAUUACUUUAUAUCGUCGGUCUUUGAAAGGUUUAAGGUGGUGGACUUACUGACCAUGGCUUCACAGCACCACAAUACAGUACUUGAUGUGGAGCAUGAGCGGUCGAUGCUGGAGGGCGCACUCACCUUCCUUGUGAUUCUUCUGAGUCUUCGUUUACACUUAGGAAUGUCUGAUGAUGAGAUUCUCAGGGCAGAAAUGGUAGCCCAGCUGUGUAUGAAUGACAGGACGCAUAGCUCUUUGCUUGACCUCAUCCCAGAAAAUCCCAACCCAAAAAGUGGCAUUAUUCCUGGAAGUUACAGCUUUGAAUCAGUUUUAUCUGCUGUAGCUGAUUUUAAGGCUCCUGUUUUUGAACCUGGAGGUUCUAUGCAACAGGGCAUGUAUACUCCCAAAGCUGAAGUCUGGGAUCAGGAGUUUGACCCGGUCAUGGUCAUUCUUCGAACAGUUUACCGCAGAGAUGUGCAGUCCGCAAUGGACAGAUACACAGCAUUUUUAAAACAGAGUGGAAAAUUCCCUGGCAAUCCCUGGCCUCCUUAUAAGAAAAGGACAUCACUCCACCCCAGCUAUAAAGGUCUCAUGAGACUUCUGCACUGUAAAACCUUACACAUUGUGCUAUUCACUCUGCUUUACAAGAUUCUGAUGGAUCAUCAAAAUCUGUCUGAACAUGUGCUAUGCAUGGUAUUAUAUCUGAUUGAAUUAGGUCUUGAAAACUCUGCUGAGGAUGAUUCUGAGGAAGAGGUGUCAAUGGGUGGACCAGAACGUUGCCAUGACAGUUGGUUCCCUGGAAGUAACUUGGUAUCAAACAUGCGACACUUUAUCAAUUACGUUAGAGUGAGAGUCCCAGAGACUGCUCCUGAGUUGAAAAGGGACUCACUUGCUGGCACGAGCUCUGAUGGAUUGGGCGCUUUACAAAGUUCCCGACGGCCUAGAGUUCUUCAAAGAGAGAAUUCUGGUACAGCUCAAGUUUUCAGCUUAGUAGCAGAGCGCAGAAAGAAAUUUCAGGAGAUCAUCAAUCGAAACAGCAGUGAAGCAAAUCAGGCAGUCCGGCCCAAAACCCCCAGUAAAUGGUCAGCUCCUGGUUCCACUCCCCAGCUAACCACAGCCAUUCUGGAGAUUAAGGAAAGCAUAUUGUCUUUGCUAAUCAAACUUCACCACAAACUCUCAGGAAAACAAAACUCUUACUAUCCUCCGUGGCUCGAUGACAUAGAAGUUUUAAUACAACCAGAAAUUCCUAAAUACAGUCAUGGGGAUGGUAUAACUGCAGUGGAAAGAAUUUUGCUAAAAGCUGCAGUGCAAAGCAGAAUGAACCAACGCAUCAUUGAAGAGAUCUGCAGGAAAGUGACCCCUCCUGUGCCACCCAGAAAAGUCACCUCGGCAGAGAAGAAAACUCUGGACAAGGAGGAAAGGCGACAGAAGGCUAGAGAAAGGCAGCAGAAAUUGCUUGCAGAGUUUGCCUCACGACAGAAAAGUUUUAUGGAAACUGCAAUGGAUGUUGAUUCUCCUGAGAAUGAUAUUCCUAUGGAAAUUACCGCAGCAGAACCGCAAGUUUCUGAGGCUGUGUAUGACUGUGUUAUUUGUGGACAGAGUGGUCCUUCCUCUGAAGACAGACCUACAGGACUGGUUGUACUGUUACAAGCAUCAUCAGUUUUAGGGCAGUGCCGGGACAAUGCUGAGCCAAAAAAGUUACCAAUCACUGAGGAGGAACAGAUUUACCCCUGGGACACAUGUGCAGCAGUUCAUGAUGUGAGGCUUUCUUUAUUGCAGCGUUAUUUUAAAGAUAGUUCUUGCCUUUUGGCAGUAUCAAUUGGCUGGGAAGGAGGUGUUUAUGUACAAACUUGUGGCCACACGUUACACAUAGAUUGUCAUAAAUCCUAUAUGGAAUCAUUACGGAAUGACCAGGUUCUUCAGGGCUUCUCAGUGGACAAAGGAGAAUUCACAUGUCCCCUCUGUAGACAGUUUGCUAACAGUGUUCUUCCAUGUUAUCCUGGAAGCAAUGUGGAAAAUAACCUUUGGCAACGUCCUAGUAACAAAAGCACGCAAGAUCUCAUAAAGGAAGUGGAGGAGCUGCAGGGACGGCCGGGAGCUUUCCCAGUAAGCAUCAGUUCAGAAACAAACUUAAGUAAAGAAAUGGAAUCUGUAAUGAAAGAUAUAAAAAAUACCACUCAGAAGAAAUACAGAGACUACAGCAAGACCCCGGGCUCACCAGACAAUGAUUUUCUCUUUAUGUACUCUGUUGCUAGAACCAAUUUGGAACUCGAACUGAUUCAUCGAGGAGGCAGCCUGUGCUCGGGCGGGGCAAGCACAGCUGGUAAAAGAUCUUGUUUGAAUCAGCUGUUCCACAUAUUAGCCUUGCACAUGCGGCUUUAUACCAUUGAUUCUGAGUAUAAUCCCUGGAAAAAACUCACCCAGUUAGUAGAAGAUAUGAAUUCACAGCUGGGGAAUGAAGAACAGCAGCCUGAAGUUCCAAUCCUUUAUCAUGAUGUGACAUCCCUUCUGCUCAUCCAGAUCUUAAUGAUGCCACAACCCUUACGCAAAGAGCACUUCACCUGCAUUGUGAAGGUCCUCUUCACCCUGCUGUACACACAAGCGCUGGCAGCACUUUCAGUCAAGGGCAGUGAGGAAGAUCGGUCGGCCUGGAAACACGCUGGAGCUCUUAGAAAGAAUACAUGUGAUGCAGAAAAGUCUUACGAAGUGCUGCUGAGCUUUGUUAUCAGCGAACUGUCUAAAGGGAAGUUAUAUUGUGAAGAAGGAUCCCAGGAGUGCUCAAUGGUUAGUCCUAUGGCUUGGUCUCCUGAGUCCAUGGAAAAAUAUGUCCAGGCCUUCUGUUUACCUUUCCUUAGGAUCAGCAGCCUUCUUCAGCACCACCUCUUCGGGGAAGAUCUACCAAGUUGCCAGGAAGAAGAAGAAUUUUCAGUUCUUGCCAGCUGUCUGGGACUUCUACCAACUUUUUACCAAACAGAUCACCCGUUCAUCAGUGCUUCAUGUCUGGACUGGCCAGUUGCAGCAUUUGACAUCAUAACUCAGUGGUGUUCUGAGAUAAGGUCGUUUACGGAGAGGCAUGCAGAACAAGGAAAGGCUUUGCUUAUCCAAGAGUCCAGAUGGAAAUUACCACACCUGUUACAGUUGCCUGAGAAUUACAACACCAUUUUUCAGUACUACCACAGAAAAACCUGCAGUGUCUGCACCAAGGUUCCCAAAGACCCAGCUGUGUGCCUGGUGUGUGGCACGUUUGUGUGCCUGAAAGGCCUGUGCUGCAAGCAGCAGAGUUACUGUGAAUGUGUGCUGCAUUCUCAGAAUUGUGGUGCCGGAACCGGAAUUUUCCUUUUAAUCAAUGCAUCAGUGAUUAUCAUCAUCCGAGGCCACCGCUUCUGCCUCUGGGGUUCCGUCUAUUUGGAUGCUCAUGGAGAAGAGGACCGGGACCUUAGGCGAGGCAAACCUCUCUACAUCUGUGAGGAGCGCUACCGAGUGCUCGAGCAGCAGUGGGUUUCGCACACCUUUGACCACAUCAAUAAAAGAUGGGGUCCACACUACAACGGGCUGUGACACACGCCUCAGCACCGCAUAUAUUACCAUCUUCAUUGACAUUGAUUUAUCAGUAAUAAGCUUUAAUUGGGGGGGUGAUGUCUUUGCUGAGGGAUGAAAAAGAAAACAUUAUGAAGCCUUUCCAAAAUUAGGUGCUUGGUAACCACAUUAAUGGUAUAAUAAUUUUUCUCAAGUAUCUGGACAACAAAUAAGUUAAAUCAUUCUUUAGUGGUCAUUUUUUUAAGUGCACAAUUAAUAAAAAAGCACAACUUGUCCACAGAAAUCAUUCAGAAAUGAUUUUCCCUAUAAUGCCCUUAUCGGCUGUUCACUGAUAGAGGGGAUGUGAUUUAUUUGAAGUUUUACUGCUCUUUCUGUGUUUUCAUUUGCAUCUGCUAAACAUAAUGCAUCUUUUUCUUUGUCACCCUUGUAUUGAUUUGAGAUUUUUGCUGUAUGUAAUUAGAAAAAAUGUAAAACAUGAUUUAUGUGAAAUAUUGUAUAGUAAAAAUUGGUCUAAUAGUAGAACUUUAAGAUUUUUUCUUAUGAGGAAUCUGUUAAAAGUUUAAGGCUUUGCUGAAAACUUAAUUCAUUCUCAGGAAUUUCAUAAACGCUUUCCCCGGGUAAAUCAUUGAAGUAGCUGUAAAAUAGGUAGCUGCUGUCAGGAUAGUGCAGUGCACUGGGGGGGGGCAUAUGUGUGGUUGGGGGUUCUUAAAAUAAACAUUUGUGGACUGAGGGGUCACUCAGUGGUCCACAGCUAACGUUCACAAAACCGGAGUUUCAUCUUAAGCACCAUACACACUCAAAAAUCAAUUUGCCCCUUCAAUUGAAUGAAUUCUUAAAGUUGUUAGUGACAACUAGAUUGUACAAUAAAAUCAAAAGGGUUAAGAAUGUA